CCUCACAUAAUUUUUUAUUCAACAUCUUAAAAGCAAUUAACAUUAACUAAUUAUUAAUUUUCUCUUAAAUGAAUGCAUGAUGUGAAGGAUUCCACAAAAAAGAAAGGAAAAAGUAGGAUAGAAACAAAAAAUGGGACGUGAUGAUGGAAAUGACAAGGAAAAAGAGAAUUCGGAUUGCGAAUUGAAGAGCACUCACGACCCUGACAUAGCUUCGGAUUCGGAAGGAAGAAUAAGCCGACAAGCGUCGUGCUAUGCAACAGAGGAUGACGAGGAUUUGAACAUCCAGCUUGGACCCAAAGUUAGCAUCAAGGAACAUCUGGAGAAAGAUAAGGAUGAUGAGAGCUUGAGGAGGUGGAAGGAACAACUCCUAGGGAGUGUGGAUGCUGCUGCUGUUGAAGAGGAUCAAGAGCCAGAUGUGAAAAUAUUGAGUCUCACAAUUGUGUCCCCGGGAAGACCAGACAUAGUGCUCCCAAUACCUGAGAAUGGGAACCCUAAAGGGCUUUGGUUCACACUCAAAGAAGGUAGUAAAUAUCGGCUUAGAUUUUCCGUUAAGGUUAGCAACGACAUCGUUUGUGGCCUCAAAUAUACCAAUACUAUCUGGAAAACUGGAAUCAAAGUGGAUAGCUCGAAGCAGAUGUUGGGCACAUUUAGUCCUCAGGUGGAGCCGUACACGCAUGUAAUGGAAGAAGAGACGACUCCAUCUGGGAUUUUCGCUAGAGGAUCAUAUUCUGCAAAAUCAAAGUUUGUUGACGAUGACAACAAAUGCUACUUGGACAUCAACUACACUUUUGAUAUCCAGAAAGAUUGGCCCUCCAAAUAAAGUUGCCAGAUUCUUAAAUUUGAAGUUCAAACAAUAUGCAGAUGCAAUGCAAUGAUGUGACCAAUAAUAAACUCAGAACAAACACAUCAUUGCUCAUUGCCAACACUAGAAUUAGUUAUAUAUUUACGUAAUUUUCUUUAUAACGCCUUUUCUUUUAGUAACAGUGUGUUAUGUUGGUGAAUUAAUUGUAUUUCUAGUUACAUAUACAAUGAGACAGACAAGUACGAAACAUAUAAAUGUUGCGAACAUGAUUGUUUGAUUUUGUAGUUCAAAAUAAUUACAAGUAUGGAACAAAAACUGGACUAGAUGUAAAGACGUUAUUUAUAAGUUUUUUAUUCUAGUUAAAAAAAAUUC
Molecule: messenger RNA, 1174 nt
Organism: Striga asiatica
Lineage: Eukaryota; Viridiplantae; Streptophyta; Magnoliopsida; Lamiales; Orobanchaceae
Source: the annotation of a GenBank genome assembly